Neohortaea acidophila is the source of this 958-nucleotide messenger RNA. RefSeq names its product oxidoreductase-like protein. Bases 110 to 907 code for a protein of 265 amino acids. Gene Ontology annotation, molecular function: L-ascorbic acid binding; iron ion binding; procollagen-proline 4-dioxygenase activity. Gene Ontology annotation, cellular component: endoplasmic reticulum. The record is from RefSeq and is a predicted model, not a curated record. NCBI's taxonomy places the organism in Eukaryota, Fungi, Ascomycota, Dothideomycetes, Mycosphaerellales, Teratosphaeriaceae. The transcript has 2 exons. Gene Ontology annotation, biological process: peptidyl-proline hydroxylation to 4-hydroxy-L-proline.
CUUCUCACGCACUUCCAUCAAGUUGCCGGUAACGUUACCUUACCUUACCUUCUCCCACGCUUGCUUCUCGAUCCAUUGCUGUGGUUCAAGGACACAGUCUCGCGCCAAUAUGUACAAGACGGCAGUGGCCGUCGCUGUCACGGCCAUGCUUGGCUACAGCAUCAUAUCUCAAUCCAACCCACUUGCGGCAGUGCAACAGUUUACGGAAGCCGCCUUCUACUCCGGGUUCCACUGUCAACCCGCACCCUACACCAUGCGUAUUCUGAUGCUUGACCCAUUGAUCAUUCACCUAGAAAACUUCAUCACGCCUGAAGAGAGACGGCAUCUACUCGAAAUCAGUGCGCCGACAUUGGAGCGAUCAAAAGUGGCAGCCAAGAAUGGAUCGGAAAUCUUCUCAACCUACCGAACGAGCUUGAGCACAUAUAUCGAUCGAGAGGAUGCGGCCGCGCGCUGCAUUUACGACCGCGUCUCGGAAUUCCAGGGCUACGAGCCUGUCGACAACGUCGAGUCCAUCCAAGUGACGGCGUACGCAAAGGGACAGCAAUUUCGAAACCAUUUCGACUGGUAUGGAUCCGAUGCAAACGUCACGAAAGACCGCAUUACCACCUUCUUUGGCAUCCUUGAAGCGGAUUGUGAUAAUUGCGGCACUCAUUUCCCCGACAUAUCGGCGAACUGGACGGGGCUGGACGAGAGAUGGUGUCGCAUCGUGGAUUGUGAUGCAGAGGCACUGACUGUUUUGCCUCUUCCCGGGAGUGCGUUGUUUUGGCGCAAUUUACACAUGGAUAAUACGGGAGAUCGAAGGACAAGACACGCUGGCUUGCCUCUAUCACGCGGUACGAAGACUGGCUUGAACAUAUGGACACUGCGGGAGAUUGAAUCUCAUAGCCUUGUAGCCGACCAGCAAUGAUGCGCUCGAUGUGCAGAGCAUCCUUUCAACUGACUUCUUCUUUCCCUCCAA